CUAUUUUCUCCCAAAACCGUCCCGCCUCUCUCUCUCUCUCUCUCUCUCUCUCUCUGCAUAAUUCGCGACACGCGAAGAAGAGGAGGGUUUCGGCUCGCAAUCCGAUCCCCGCGAAACCGACCUCGCCCUGCGCUCCUGCAAAUCGGCGAUCGCCGUCGCCGCCGCCGUCGCCGCCGCGUCGGUCCGCCCGAUGGGCAGCGCGAUCGGAGUGUAGUCUCUCGCCGGGGUUCCGUCACUUCGCGGUGGCGAGCUUUGAUCUUUCGCCAUGUUCGAAGCUCACGUUUUACAUUUGCUUCGAAGAUAUCUGGGGGACUAUGUUCAUGGGCUCUCAGCUGAGGCUUUAAGAAUUAGUGUCUGGAAAGGAGAUGUUGUGCUCAAAGAUUUGAAAUUGAAGGCGGAAGCACUAAAUUCACUCAAACUUCCUGUGACGGUGAAAGCUGGUUUUAUCGGCACUAUAACGCUUAAGGUUCCCUGGAAGAGUCUUGGGAAAGAGCCAGUUAUUGUUCUGAUAGACCGUGUAUUCAUUCUUGCCCACCCUGCAUCUGAUCGGCAUACUGUCAAGGAGGAAGACAAGGAUAAACUUUUUGAGGCCAAACUUCAACAGAUUGAGGAAUUAGAAUCAGCAACCAUUGAAGCAAUAUCAAAGUCGAAACUUGGAAAUACACCAGCUGGGAAUUCGUGGUUGGGUUCUCUUAUUGCUACAAUUAUCGGAAAUCUUAGGAUAUCAAUUAGCAAUGUACAUAUUAGAUAUGAAGACUCUGUUAGUAAUCCUGGAAACCCAUUUUCUAUGGGUGUUACUUUGGCGAAGCUUGCUGCUGUUACAAUGGAUGAGCAGGGGAACGAAACUUUUGAUACCAGUGGAGCUUUGGAUAAACUACGGAAGUCGUUACAACUUGAGAGGCUUGCCAUGUAUCAUGAUUGCAAUACUCUUCCGUGGAAGAUUGAUAAAAGAUGGGAAGACCUAACUCCUAAAGAAUGGAUUGAGAUAUUCGAGGAUGGUAUUAAUGAACCGGUUCCUGGCCAUGAUAUGGUGUCUCAAUGGGCUAUGGGUCGAAGUUUUUUGGUCUCACCUAUCAAUGGAGUCCUUAAAUAUCAUCGUCUUGGAAAGCAAGAGAGGAAUGAUCCUGAGGUCCCAUUUGAGAAGGCUUCGCUUGCGUUGAAUGAUGUCACCUUGACAAUUACAGAGGGACAAUAUCAUGACUGGAUCAAACUUAUGGAGGUUGUUUCAAGGUACAAGAUUCAUGUGGAAGUUUCACAUCUAAGGCCGAUGGUAACAGUUUCAGAGGGUCCUAAUUUCUGGUGGCGCUAUGCUGCUCAGGCAAGCCUGCAGCAGAAGAAGAUGUGCUAUCGAUUCUCAUGGGACCGCAUUCGGCACCUUUGCCAGCUACGUAGGCGCUAUGUUCAGUUGUAUGCAGCUUUAUUGCAACAGGCAUCAGAAGUCAAUCGUACAGAAAUGAGAGAAAUUGAGAAGGAUCUCGAUUCCAAAGUGAUUCUUUUGUGGAGGUUGCUGGCACAUGCGAAGGUUGAAUCUGUCAGAUCGAAGGAAGCAGCUGAACAACGAAGGCUCCAAAAAAAAAGUUGGUUUUCACUUAGAUGGCGUUCGAGCUCUGAAGACGACUUGGAGAAAGAUGCUCCUGAGGGAUUGCAGGUAGCUGAGGGAAGACUGACUAAGGAAGAAUGGCAGACAAUAAACAAUUUACUUAGUUUCCAGCAAGAAGAGGAGUUGAAUUUACACUCUACAAAGGACAUGCAGAAUAUGAUUCGGUUUCUAGCUUCUGUGUCUGUUCGCCAGGCUGCGGCAAAAGUCAUCAACAGAAACGAGACUGAGAUAAUCUGUGGUAGAUUUGAGCAACUUCAUGUUUUGACUAAGUUAAGACAUCGUAGCACGCACUGCGAUGUGUCGUUGAAGUUCUAUGGUCUCUCUGCGCCUGAGGGUUCGCUGGCACAGAGUGUUAUUAGCGAGCAGAAAGUUAAUGCAUUGGCUGCGACCUUUGUGAGCUCACCAGUUGGGGAGGAUGUAGACUGGCGACUCUCAGCUACAAUUUCUCCAUGCCAUGUGACGGUUUUGCUGGAAAGUUACAAUCGAUUUUUAGAGUUUGUGAAGAGAAGUAAUGCAGUCAGUCCCACUGUUGCACUGGAAACAGCGGCUGCUUUGCAGAUGAAGAUUGAGAAGGUGACUCGGAGAGCACAAGAACAAUUUCAGAUGGUCUUAGAAGAGCAAAGCAGAUUCGCUCUUGACAUUGAUCUGGAUGCUCCUAAAGUUAGAGUUCCUAUAAGGAGAUCUGAAUCUUCCAAGUGUGAUAGCCAUUUGCUUUUGGAUUUUGGUAAUUUCACGCUGCGGACAACGCAUAACCAGCAGGAGGAACAGAGGAAGAAUUUAUAUUCACGGUUUUAUAUCUCUGGAAGAGAUAUUGCAGCCUUUUUCACGGAUUGUUAUUUCGACAGCCAGAAUUGCCCUCUGGUUGUACCAACUGCCAGCAAUCAACCAGUUGCGUCCCCCAUACAAGAUGACCGUGAUAAUUUCUGUUCUCUCAUUGAUAGGUGUGGUAUGGCAGUAAUAGUUGAUCAGAUUAAGGUGCCUCACCGAAGUUAUCCAUCAACACGUGUCUCCGUCCAAGUACCAAAUCUUGGCAUCCACUUUUCACCAGCACGCUAUUGCAGACUCAUGGAAUUGUUAAAUAUUUUAUAUGGCCCUAAGGGAAUCAUGGGACAGCCAAGAAUUGAUAGUUUUGAAGCUGAACUUGCGCCCUGGACUCCUAUAGAUCUCGCAAGUGAUGCUAGAAUGUUAGUUUGGAGGGGAAUUGGCAACUCCAUGGCCACAUGGCAGCCCUGUUUUCUUGUACUCUCUGGAUUCUACCUCUACCUUUUAGAGUCUGAAAAGUCUCAGAGCUAUCAGCGAUGCUUAAGUAUGGCUGGUAGACAAAUUCAUGAAGUCCCCCCAACAAACAUUGGUGGUGCUUCAUUUUGUAUUGCUGUGAGUUUUAGGGGUAUGGACACUCAAAAGGCACUAGAAUCGUCUAGCACUUGGAUUUUGGAGCUUCAAGACGAGGAGCACAAAGCAGCUUGGUUGAAGGGACUUAUACAAGCUACAUACCAAGCUUCUGCUCCUCCAUUGGUUGAUGUUCUUGGGGGAACAAGUGACAAGGGUGCUGAAUCAGAUAUGGCCCGUUUGUCAAAUUCCAAAACUGCUGACAUAGUCAUUAAUGGCUCAUUGUUGGAAACCAAGCUAUUUAUUUAUGGCAAGACUGGAGGAGCAGGUGAUAUCAUUCUUGAAGAGACAUCUAUUAUUGAAGUUCUUGCUGGUGGUGGGAAGGUACAUGUGAUUAUUUGUGAAGGUGACCUGACAGUGAAAUCUAAGCUUCACUCUCUUAAAAUUAAAGACGAGCUUCAAAGUCGUACUUCAACUAGUCCACAAUAUUUGGCCUAUUCUGUGGUGGAGAAUGAGAAUACAUCUGUGUCAGCUGGUGUUAGUGAUUACCAUGGCCAUAACAUGUCGUCUGUGCAAUCCGAGGAAGAUGACAUCUUCAAGGAUGCUUUGCCAGAUUUCAUAUCCUUGUCAGAGUCAAGUAUCCAUCCGCAUAGUAUGGCUAUGAAUCAGCCUGCAAGGACAGCGGACAUCAUAGACAUUACAGGACUUGGUUCCGCUGAUGCCUUGAUGAAUGAAAAUGACUUGGGGAAAGGAAUGGGAUUUUCUGAUGAUAUCUUUUAUGAGGCACAGGGCAUGGAAAGUUCAGAUUUUGUCUCUGUAACCUUUUCAACUAGAAGUUCUGCUUCACCAGAUUAUGAUGGCAUAGAUACUCAGAUGGCUGUGAGCAUGUCCAAAUUGGAAUUCUUUUGCAAUCGACCCACCCUGGUUGCUUUGAUUGGUUUUGGUUUGGAUCUGAGCUCUGUAAGCACUGGACACAGUGACAUGAACAUGGUAGAGACUUCAAAGGAUGAACCUUUAUUUAACGAGGACAAGUUUGAAGACAACGGGCGUGUUAAAGGGCUAUUGGGCUAUGGUAAAGGUCGUGUUGUAUUUAAUCUUUACAUGAAAGUCGACAGUGUCUGCUUGUUACUCAAUAAUGAGGAUGGUACUCAGCUUGCAAUGCUUGUACAAGAAAGCUUCCUAUUAGAUAUCAAGGUUUAUCCAAGUUCUCUUUCCAUUGAAGGCACUUUAGGAAAUUUUAGACUAUGUGAUAUGUCACUUGGAGCAGAUCACAUUUGGAAGUGGCUUUGUGAUAUACGUAACCCUGGCACCGAGUCCUUAAUCAAGCUUAGAUUUAAUUCUUAUAGUGCUGAAGAUGAUGACUUUGAAGGAUAUGAUUAUAGUCUGCGAGGCAGACUUUCUGCUGUUCGGAUUGUUUUUCUGUACAGGUUUGUUCAAGAGGUAACAGCAUAUUUUAUGGAGCUUGCGAAUCCACAUACUGAAGAGGCCAUCAAGCUUGUCGAUAAAGUUGGAGGUUUUGAAUGGUUGAUUCAGAAAUAUGAGAUUGAUGGUUCAUCUGCACUAAAGCUGGAUCUCUCACUUGACACUCCUAUAAUAGUUGUGCCAAAAAAUUCACUAAGCAAAGACUUCAUCCAACUUGACCUGGGCCAGCUGCAGGUGACAAAUGAUAUUAGCUGGCAUGGAUGCCCUGAGAAGGAUCCUUCAGCUGUCCAUGUUGACCUUCUUCAGGCUAAGAUUUUGGGAGUAAACAUGACUGUUGGGAUCAAUGGUUCUGUUGGUAAGCCAAUGAUUAGGGAAGGUCAUGGAAUUGAUGUUUACGUGCGUCGUAGCUUGAGGGAUGUUUUCAGAAAAAUUCCAACAUUUUCUUUGGAAGUGAAGGUGGGCUUGUUGCAUGCUGUGAUGUCUGAUAAGGAAUAUAAUGUUAUUGUGGAUUCUGUCUUCAUGAAUUUAUGUGAAGCACCAAGGAUCCCUCCAAGUUUUCGUGUCGGUUCAUCUGGUUCUAGAGAUACAAUGCGAUUGCUGGCCGAUAAAGUCAACACGAAUAGUCAAAUUCUGCUGUCACGUACAGUCACUGUAAUUGCAGUUGAAGUGGACUGUGCAUUGUUGGAGUUGUGCAAUGGCAUUGAUGAAGGGUCGCCUUUAGCAAAUAUUUCUCUUGAAGGUCUAUGGGUGUCAUAUCGGAUGACUUCAUUAUCAGAAACAGACCUCUAUGUUACCAUUCCCAAAUUCUCCAUUCUUGACAGUCGCCCUGAAACAAAGUCUGAAAUGCGGUUGAUGCUCGGAUCUUCAAGUGAUUCUUCUAGACCAACUUCUGCUGGAGAUAUUUCCUAUUCAUUAAAUAAGGUUAUCGUUGGAAAGACAAGUGCUGAAGCUGGUUUGGAGUUUGCAAUUCCAAGUCCUACGAUGUUCUUGAUGGACUAUAGAUCAAGGACAUCUUCCCAAUCUGUUGUUGUUCGGAUUCAGCAACCCAGGGUCCUUGUUGUCCCAGAUUUCCUUCUUACUUUGGGUGAGUUUUUCGUGCCAGCUUUAGGAGCUAUAACUGGGAGGGAGGAAACCAUGGAUCCUAGGAAUGAUCCUAUAAGUAAGAGCAAUAAUAUUAUACUCUCUGAACCUAUAUACAAACAGUAUGAAGAUGUAGUGCACCUGUCUCCUGAUAGGCAACUAGUAGCAGAUGCCUUAGAGGUUGAUGAGUUUGUAUACGAUGGUUGUGGAAGGAUCAUUCAUUUGAGUGAAAAAGCAGAUUCAAGGAAACUUCACGUGGUGAGAACUGACCCGAUUAUAAUCAUUGGACGUGGUAAGAAGUUGCGGUUUGUCAAUGUCAAAAUUGAGAAUGGCUCUCUUUUGCGGAAGUAUACAUUCUUGGGUAAUGAUAGCAGUUAUUCCGUGUCCUUCGAAGAUGGUGUUGACAUUUCAUUGCUGGAAAAAUCUGCUCUUAAUUAUGAUACCAAGAGUUUGGACUACAAACUUGAGACCCUGGACAUGUCAAAUGCUCAUUUGCUCUCUCAAAACGAAUCAAGUUAUACAGAGAGUCUCACUUUUGAAGGCCAGGUCAUCUCUCCCGAGUUUACUUUCUAUGAUAGUACAAAGUCCUUCCUAGACGAUUCUUCUGGUGAAAAGUUGCUACGAGCGAAGUUGGAUCUUAGCUUCAUGUAUGCAGCAAAAGACAAUGAUACCUGGAUUCGUGCAUUGGUGAAGGAUCUCAUGGUUGAGGCCGGUUCUGGUCUUGUUAUUCUUGAUCCGACAGAUAUUUCAGGAGGAUAUACAUCUGUUAAAGAGAAAACAAAUAUAUCUCUGCUAUCGACUGAUAUAUGUCUCCAUCUUUCACUGAGUGCAAUUUCUCUAAUUCUUAAUCUUCAAAGUCAGGUAGCUGUGGCUCUGCAAUUAGGAAACACAAUCCCUCUUGCUCCUUGUACCAAUUUUGAUCGGCUAUGGGUCUCCCCUAAAGAUAAUGGACCAUCUAAUAACCUUGCUUUCUGGAGGCCUCAAGCUCCAUCCAAUUAUGUUGUCUUAGGAGAUUGUGUAACGUCAAGGCCAAUUCCUCCGUCACAAGCAGUAAUGGCUGUCAGCAAUACUUAUGGGCGCGUAAGAAAGCCUGUCAGCUUUAACCUUAUUGGAAUGUUCUCCCACAUUCAAGGAUUUGAAGUAAAUGGAGAGCAUGGACAUGCUGAUAAUGACUGUUCUAUAUGGAUGCCUGUUGCGCCACCGGGGUAUACUGCCUUGGGUUGUGUGGUACAUCCAGGAAACAAACCGCCCCCAAAUCAUAUUGUUUACUGCCUGCGUUCAGACCUUGUGACUUCCACAAUGUAUUCAGAGUGCUUGUAUACCACUGCAUCAAAUCCUUCAUUUCUUUCUGGUUUUAGCCUGUGGCGUUUGGAUAACAUCAUCGGAUCAUUUUAUGCGCAUGCAUCAACUGAAUCCCCUCCGAAAUACUGUGGCCUUGACCUGAGUCAUAUUCUAUGGAGCUCAAUUCCGCAUCAUGUUUCGUCUACAGAUUCUGCCUUAGAUCCGGCGGUAGACUUUGAUAAUGAAAGUCAAGAAGUGAGUGGCCAGACUGCAAGCUCAUCUGGAUGGGAUGUUCUUAGAUCGAUUUCAAAAUCAACUAAUUGCUAUAUGUCCACUCCUCAUUUCGAGAGAAUUUGGUGGGACAAGGGGAAUGAUGUCCGUCGACCAGUUUCAAUAUGGCGACCUACACCACGUCCAAGUUAUGCUGCAUUGGGUGACUGCAUAACGGAAGGAUUAGAACCACCAGCUUUAGGCAUUAUAUUUAGGGCUGAUAGUCCUGAAAUUGCUGCAAAGCCUGUGCAGUUUACUAAGGUUGCCCAAAUUACUGUAAAAGGCUUGGAUGAUAUCUUCUUUUGGUACCCAAUUGCACCUCCUGGUUAUGUUUCUCUGGGAUGUGUAGUCUCCCGAAUAGAUGAGCCACCAAGCCUGGAAUCAUUUUGCUGCCCUAGGAUGGAUCUUGUCAACCAAGCCAAUAUUCUUGAAGUGCCCAUUUCAAGAUCGGCAAGUUCCAAGGCAUCUCAGUGCUGGAGUAUCUGGAAAGUUGAAAAUCAGGCUUGCACCUUCCUUGCACGCUCUGAUUUGAAGAAACCUUCAAGCAGAUUGGCUUACACAAUAUGUGAUUCUGUUAAGCCAAAGACACGUGAAAAUAUCACUGCAGAUAUGAGGCUGAGACGCUUCUCCCUGACGGUCUUGGACAGCUUGUGUGGAAUGAUGACUCCCUUGUUUGACAUGUCAAUCACCAAUAUCAAGCUUGCCACUCAUGGACGACUAGAGGCAAUGAAUGCAGUACUUAUUUCUUCUAUUGCUGCUUCAACCUUCAAUACCCAAGUUGAAGCAUGGGAGCCACUUGUGGAGCCCUUCGAUGGCAUAUUCAAGUUUGAAACGUACUCGACUAAUGACCACAAGCCGUCAAGGAUUGGCAAGAGAGUUCGUGUUGCUGCUACCAGUAUGCUAAAUAUAAAUGUCACUGCUGCUAAUCUUGAGAGAUUAGUGGAAACAAUUGUUUCCUGGAGAAGAAUGUUAGAAAUGGAGCAGAAGUCAGCCAAGCUAAAUGAGGAAGCUGGUAGACAUCGUAAGAGUGGAGAAGAGUUGACUUUUUCUGCAUUGGAUGAAGAUGAUUCCCAGACUAUUGUAGUGGAAAAUAAGCUUGGGUGUGACAUAUUUUUGAAAAAAAAGGAAGAAAAUAUGAGAAUGGUCGAUCUGCUUCGCAAUGAAGAAUCUGCUUCUGUUUGGAUUCCUCCUCCCAGAUUUUCAGAUAGGUUGAUGGUUGCAGAUGAAUUCAGGGAAGCUCGCAACUAUGUCGCCAUACAGAUUCUUGAAGCUAAGGGUCUUCCAAUUCUUGACGAUGGUAACAGCAACAAUUUCUUUUGUGCGUUGCGUCUCGUCAUCGAUCACCAAGCAACGGAUCAACAAAAGUUAUUUCCUCAGAGUGCAAGGACAAGAUGUGUAAAGCCUCUAAUUUCCAGUGACAAAGGUGUUGCAAAGUGGAAUGAAGUUUUUAUAUUUGAAGUGCCCAGGAAGGGUUUGGCUAAGCUUGAAGUGGAAGUGACCAAUCUUGCUGCAAAAGCUGGAAAAGGUGAAGUUGUUGGCGCAUUCUCAUUUUCUGUUGGACAUGGUGUGAAUGUCUUGAAGAAGAUCGCUUCAGCAAGGUUGCUGCAUCCACCAUUUGACGUCAGCAAUGUUGUGACCUAUCCACUAAAAGGACGGGUUCAGGAUGACAUUGAAAACAUCCAAGAGCGUGGAGUCCUAUUAGUUUCCACUUCUUAUUUUGAGGGAAAAACUGGGGGCAAAGCUACAGAGGAUACAGAAAAUGAGGGUCGAUUUGAUAACGAUGUAGGCUUCUGGGUAGGCGCAAGCCCAGAAGGUGGAUGGGAAUGUAUACGUUCAUUACUUCCACUGUCAGUGGCCCCAAAAUCACUUGAGGAUGAUUUUGUUGCCUUAGAAGUUGUCAUGAAAAAUGGGAAGAAGCAUGCAGUUCUCAGGAGCCUUGUCACAGUCGUUAAUGAUUCUGAUGUCAAACUGGAGAUUGUUGCGUGCUCUUUGUCUUCAAUUCAAGGUAGCAGUGUCUACUCCAGUACCAGCAACACUGUGGUUGAAGAGGUUUUUGAAAACCAACGAUAUCAUCCAAUAUCUGGUUGGGGCAGCUCACAAAAUACUGAUCCAGGACGCUGGAGCACCAGAGACUUUUCAUAUACAUCCAAGGGUUUCUUUGAGCCACCCCUUCCACCAGGAUGCAAGUGGAUAUCGACUUGGACAAUUGAUAAAUCCCAGUUUGUUGACAGUGAAGGUUGGGCAUAUGGACCUGACUUUUCUUAUUUAAAAUGGCCUCCUACUUCAAAGAUGAAAGCUCCUUCUGAUAUUGUGCGGCGGAGGCGUUGGACUCGUACCAGGCAGCAGUUUGUACCACAAGCCCUAGAUCAUCUGAAUAGUGAUGUCACUGCCGUAAAGCCAGGAUCUUCUUCUGUCAUACCUUGGAGAAGUACAGUGAAAGAUUCCAACCAAUGUUUACUAGUUCGCCCAUGUUUUGACCAGCCUCAAAGCCCCUAUUCUUGGGGCCAUGCUGUUGCCAUUGGUUCAGGCUACACUAAUGGGAAGGAACAGCCAAUCUAUGAUCAAGAAACUCUCUCUAAACAGAGUACAACCAAGCAGGGAGAUAAAUCUCAGAAUUUCAUCCUUAAGUUGGAUCGACUGGAGAAGAAGGAUAUACUGUUUUGUUGUCCUAGCACUGGAAAUAAACAAUUUUGGCUUAGUGUUAGCACUGAUGCCAAUAUUCUUCACACUGAGCUUAAUGCACCUGUAUAUGAUUGGAGAAUCUGUGUCAACUCGCCUUUGAAGUUGGAAAACCGGCUUCCAUGUUCAGCAGAAUUCACUGUUUGGGAGAAAACAAAAGAAGGGAACCUUGUUGAGCGACAUCGUGGUGUUGUCUCUUCGCGCAAAAAUGCACACAUAUACUAUGCAGAUAUCCAGAAACCGUUAUAUCUUUCUCUGUUUGCUCAAGGCGGUUGGGUUUCAGAGAAGGAUGCUGUCCCUAUUUUGGAUGUAUCAUCUAAUAACCGCAUUUCAUCGUUCUGGAUGGUCCACCAGCAGAAUAAAAGGAGGAUACGUGUGAGCAUUGAACACGACAUGGGAGGAAAUAUUGCGGCCCAAAAGACUUUAAGAUUUUUCGUUCCAUAUUGGAUCACUAACGACACCUAUCUUCCUUUGGCCUAUCGGAUUGUGGAAAUGGAAUUUAUGGAGAAUGCCGAGGCAGAUUCCCUUUUGCUAUCUAGAGCAGUUAAAUCUGCAAGAACAGUCCUACGAAGUCCCUCACAUUCAUUUGAGGGGAGAUAUUCCAGCCUAAAGAAGAAUGUUCGAGUGUUAGAAGUCAUUGAGGAUAGCAGUCCUAUGCCUAGUAUGCUUUCUCCACAAGAUUGUGGGACUCGUGGUGGAUUACCAUUUCCAUCUCAAAAAGAUUCAUAUCUCCCAUCCAGGCUUGGUAUUGCCGUUGCUGUUCGUCCUUCUGAAACUUACUGUCCUGGAAUUUCUCUUCUUGAGUUGGAAAACAAGGAAAGAGUUGAGGUGAAGGCAUAUUGCUCGGAUGGUGCUUAUUACAAGAUUUCUGCUCAGCUGAAUAUGACCUCAGACAGAACUAAGGUUGUUCAAUUUCAGCCACACACUUUGUUCAUCAACAGGGUUGGUUACAGUAUCUGCAUGCAGCAGUGUGAUUCACAAUCACAAUCAGUGGAGUGGCUUCAUGCGACUGAUCCUCCAAAAACUUUUAAGUGGCAAUCUUCUAAAAAAGUUGAAUUAAUCAAGUUGCGGGUGGACGGGUACAAAUGGAGUUCACCAUUCAGUGUUUCAAGUGAAGGUGUGAUUCGUAUUUUCUUGUUAAAAGAAAAUGGAAAUGAUCUAAUGCAACUAAGAGUUGAAGUAAGAAGUGGAACAAAGAACUCCCGAUAUGAAGUUCUGUUUCGUCCAAAUUCAUUGUCCAGUCCUUACAGGAUUGAGAACCGCUCUAUGUUUUUGCCUAUUCGCUUCCACCAAGUUGACGGUGGCAGCAAUUCUUGGCAGUUUCUUCUUCCAAACUCUUCUGCUUCUUUUCUAUGGGAAGAUCUUGGUAGAAGACGCUUGUUGGAAGUCUUGGUAGAUGGGGCUAAUGCAAUGGCAUCUGAGAAGUACAAUAUUGAUGAGAUUUGUGAUUACCAGCCCAUCCAUGUGGUUGAUGGGCCUGUCAGAGCUAUAAGAGUUACUGUUUUAAAAGAGGAAAAAGUCAAUAUUGUGAGGAUCACUGACUGGAUGCCGGACAACGAUUCUCCCACAAUUUUGAGUAUAGGCAUUUCAUCGCCAAUGCCGCAUGUUUCUAAAGAUGAGAAAGGCCAACAAGCACUGUCAAUUUCUGAGGAUGAAUUUCAUGUUAUAGUUGAGAUUGCUGACUUUGGGCUAUCCAUUGUUGACCAUACUCCUGAAGAGAUAUUAUAUCUGUCCAUCCAGAAUCUUUUGCUUGCCUAUUCAACCGGCUUGGGCUCUGGAAUCAGUAGGUGCAAACUACGAAUGCAUGGAUUGCAAGUGGAUAAUCAACUUCCUCUAACUCCAAUGCCAGUUCUCUUUAGACCACAGAGAGUCGUGGAGGAAACUGACUAUGUCUUGAAACUGUCCAUAACCAUGCAAUCUAAUGGGUCUCUUGAUUUUUUUACAUAUCCUUUCAUUGGAGUCCAGGGGCCUGAAAAUUCUGCUUUUCUUAUAAACAUUCACGAACCAAUAAUUUGGCGCCUUCAUGAGAUGAUCCAGCAGGUCAACCUUAGUAGGCUAUAUGAGACUCAAACAACUGCUGUUUCAGUCGAUCCUAUCAUUCAAAUUGGGGUUCUCAAUUUGUCCGAGGUUCGAUUCAAAGUAUCAAUGGCCAUGUCACCGAGUCAACGGCCAAAGGGUGUACUUGGGUUUUGGUCAUCCUUGAUGACUGCACUAGGGAACACCGAGAAUAUGCCUGUGAAAAUAAAUCAAAGAUUUCAUGAAAAUGUGUCCAUGAGGCAGAGUUCUAUGAUUAGCAAUGCUAUCUUAAACAUGAGGAAGGAUCUUCUCAGUCAACCCCUGCAACUUCUCUCUGGUAUGGAUAUAUUGGGUAAUGCAAGCAGCGCCCUUGGACAUAUGAGCAAAGGCGUAGCUGCCUUGUCAAUGGACAAAAAGUUCAUACAGAGUCGCCAAAGACAGGAAAACAAGGGUGUAGAUGACAUAAGUGAUGUUAUCAGAGAGGGAGGUGGAGCACUGGCAAAAGGACUAUUUAGAGGAGUCACUGGCAUACUGACAAAGCCUCUCGAAGGAGCAAAAAGCUCUGGUGUUGAGGGGUUUGUUCAAGGAGUGGGGAAAGGACUAAUCGGUGUAGCAGCCCAACCUGUGAGUGGGGUUCUGGAUCUUUUGUCAAAAACAACUGAAGGUGCAAAUGCCAUGAGAAUGAAGAUAAUUUCUGCUGUUACUUCUGAAGAGCAACUUCUUCGCCGGAGGUUACCUCGUGUGAUCAGCGGCGAUAAUUUGCUUCGACCUUACGAUGAGUAUAAAGCUGAAGGACAGGUUAUCUUGCAGCUGGCAGAAUGUGGUUCGUUCUUUGGCCAGGUUGAUCUUUUCAAAGUACGUGGGAAGUUUGCAUUAUCAGAUGCAUAUGAAGAUCACUUUAUGCUUCCAAAGGGAAAAAUUCUUAUGGUCACUCAUCGACGAGUAAUAUUGUUGCAACAACCAUCAAACAUCAUUGCUCAGAGAAAAUACAACCCUGCUAGAGAUCCAUGUACUGUCUUGUGGGAUGUUCUCUUGGAUGACCUGGUGACAAUGGAAUUAAUUCAUGGAAAGAAAGACCAACCCAAAGCUCCAUUUUCUCAGCUGGUUCUUUAUCAGAAAACUAGACCACCAGAAUUUAAAGAGCAAGUCCGUGUUAUAAAAUGCAAUCGUGAUACCCAUCAAGCUUAUGAAAUAUACUCUUCGGUUGAGAGAGCAAUGAGUACUUAUGGACCAAGUAAAUCAAAGGAAAUGCUGAAAAACAAAGUCAAAAAACCAUAUUCUCCCAUCAGUGAUGGCAAUGACGGUGAGAUCAAUCCAAAGGAAUCAAAUAGCAUGUGGUCUCCCCAACAGGUUCCCUUACCAGUACCUCUGAAUUCUACUUUUGGCAGCAGUAUUCUUUAAAAGUAGAACUCAGCGCCCAGAGGAGAUGGCGAUAUAGCUUCUGCUAACAUCAAGCCAGUAAAUUGAAGAUUAUUCAAUAAGAUUUUGUUUCCACAGUGCACCAAAUGAUGCGGCAAGUGGCAUAAGAAUGCAGAAAGGUCAUCUCCAACAUGGAAACGAAGAUAGACGUCUUCAAUCUGUUCAAGAUGAAAGGGUAAUCCAACCGAGCAAUGGCAUGAGAACCUGUAUAGCCCGUUUUCUAGUACAUAUAUGUACAGUCUUACAUGUAAAUGCACAAUUGCUUCAAGCCCUUUCGUCGGGCACGAAAAUCACAUGGCUAGUUUGUUUCGAUAGAGGAGGAAGAGGAAGAAGAGUAAAAGAUCAAUUGCUGUACCCACCUAUAAACAUGUAGUGCUUCUCGUUAUAGUGAUGAUUCUUUUUCAGGUAAA
Molecule: messenger RNA, 13506 nt
Organism: Syzygium oleosum
Lineage: Eukaryota; Viridiplantae; Streptophyta; Magnoliopsida; Myrtales; Myrtaceae
Exons: 64
Coding region: 266-13078 (4270 amino acids)
Source: RefSeq, a predicted model, not a curated record